CGGCUCCUCCCCUGCGGGCUCCUCCCCCUGGCCGGGUGCUUCAUGCGGCUCUUCUGGCCGCACAGCCUGGCUGCGGCUCCGGCUUGGGGUUCCUCGGGCGAGGAUGGAGCAGUAGCCGAUCCUCCUUUUCCUCGCAGGAAUCGCCUGCGGUGGUACUGACCAUGAGCUCCGAGCGUAGGGAGCAGGCGGCGCCCCGGUCUGACGGAGGUGGCUGCGCCUGUGGCCGCCGGGGCAGCGGCGGAGGCAGCUGGCGCCUCUUCCUGGGCUUCUUCGCGCUCUCGCUUGCGCUGCACCUCCUUACCCUGGGCUGCUACCUGGAGCUGCGUUCCGAGCUCCGCCGGGAGCGGGACCCCGAUCCCACGCCUUCUCCCCGUCACGGGGGUACCGCGGCCGCCCAGAGCUCCUCUGGCUCGGCCCGCCUGCAGCACCUCGCCGAACCCACGGACCGCCGCCAGCAGCUGGCCUUGCUGAAUUUCUUCCUCCCUGAAGAAAAACUGCAUCUUGAAGAAGAAACUAGGCAUGUUCGCCGAAAUAAAAGGAGUAAAAGUAGUGAAGGACCUGAUGGUCCAAGUUCAGUUAAAAACAAGAAAAAGGGUAAAAAGGCUGGUCCUCCAGGGCCCAAUGGUCCUCAAGGGCCACCAGGACCUCCUGGACCCCAGGGGCCCCCAGGAAUUCCAGGAAUCCCUGGAAUUCCAGGCACAACUGUAAUGGGACCUCCUGGUCCUCCUGGUCCUCCUGGCCCCCAGGGACCACCUGGGCUUCAGGGCCCUUCAGGUGCCACAGACAAAGCUGUCUCCAGGGAGACACAGCCAGCUGUGGUUCAUCUCCAGGGCCAAGGGUCAGCAAUUCAAGUAAAGAAUGGUGGAGUGCUCAAUGACUGGUCUCGCAUCAUUAUGAACCCCAAGGUGUUUAAGCUGCAUGCACGCAGUGGGGAGCUGGAGGUACUGGUGGACGGCACAUACUUCAUCUAUAGUCAGGUAGAAGUGUACUACAUAAACUUCACAGAUUUUGCCAGCUAUGAGGUGGUGGUGGAUGAAAAGCCAUUCCUACAGUGCACCCGGAGUAUUGAAACAGGCAAGACCAACUUCAACACCUGUUACACAGCUGGGGUCUGCCUCCUCAAAGCCAGGCAGAAGAUUGCAGUGAAAAUGGUCCAUGCUGACAUCUCCAUCAACAUGAGCAAGCACACGACUUUCUUUGGGGCCAUACGGCUAGGAGAUGCACCAACAUCUUAGAUGAACUUGGCAUAUACAUGGAGUCUCCCAGAACUGCACAGUGCUGCUUUUCAUAAGAAUAUGAGGGGGUUCUAUAAUCCAGCCACAAAGAAAACUGAUCCAGAGCUAUUUAUUUCUUUACGUGGAUACAGGAAGAGCAAGGUCACCUGUGAUUUGCAUGGAGACUUGUAUUGGAAAGGCAGUUGAGAAAGCAUUGUGAAGAAGAAAGGCUAGCAUGUCCUUUCUUGCCUCAGUGUUUCAAGUAUUACUGCACUGAUAUUCUGCUCUGUGGUCCUCACCAGAGAUUUCUGAUGAGAAUGAUAUGUGUUUCAUGCUUUUAUGUUGCACUAGCUAUAGCAUCCAUGGCAGUGGCAGAAGGCGAGAAAAGACAGACUUUCUGAUGAGUUGUUCUCUCUAGGCACUCAUGCACUGCUGCCUUUGCACACUGAGGGCAAGAAACCUGUGGGGUUUCUCCACCUACGAGGGAGAGUUCUAUUUUAGGGCAAUGACAUUGCAGUGUGAAAGGUGACAAUGCGCCCCAGACAGUGGUGUUCAUCCUCUGGGCUGUAAGAAUAAAUAGGUUGAGUGCUUCUCUACGAGGCUUGGAAGCAAGGUGCAAAUGUAAUAAGCAUUUGAUGAGCAUUAAAAGAUAGUCACAAAAUAAAAUGAUACCACAUAAAAAAUUCUCUCACCAUUUUGCAAGCCCAGCAUUGAGAUGCUCUAGGCAGCAAUGACCACGAGAUGUUUCGGUGCCACUGGUACUUUUAAGCUCCUGCCAUGUGCCCAGAGGUUUAAGUUGCUCUAAUGGGCACUUCCUGGAAGUGGUGGUGUUGCAAUAGCAACUUGUGAUUUUACAAAACUAACUUGUUGCAUGUGAGGAAAUAUUUACAUAGGCUUCAUAGUGCAGCCUGCUGCAAACACGGCUACACACACACACACACACACACACACUGCAGCAUCCACUGAAAUGGGUUUUUUUAAGAUUAACAUAUACAAGCAAACAGGGAAAUCUUUUCUGUUACUGGCAAUUAUGUGCUGAGUUCUAGGUGCUUUAUUCUUUUCCUAUACUAGUGAAGAAUCUUUCAUUUCUUGUCUGCCCUUCUCUAUCAGAAAGAAAGUGUAAUAAGUGGUGAUUAACUAUUUUCCAGCAUGACCUGUACUGAAAACUUUGAUCCAACGCAUACUCACCCUUCCCACUUCUCUUUUCUCUGGACUCAACUGAUUCUAGUCCCAAUGUACCUUUUAGGCAUUAAUGGAAAAAUUAGAAGACUGUUUCUUCAAGCUUUCUGAGCAGCCCUUUCCUACUAUUUCCAUUUGACUGAUGAACUCUAAAUCCAAGAGCUGUACUUGAAUUCAGGAAGGGGAAAGGACUUUAUUCACUUCUCUGUAUCAUACCCUUUAAAAAAAAUAAACUGGCCAUCUUUGAACAGAGCUUUCCCCAAAAAUACAGAUUAUAUAUGGGAUGGUGAUAGCUCAGUCAAUAUAUUAAAAUAAAAAUGAAUUUCUGGAGAUUGGAAGAAAAUCUUAAACAGACAGCCUAGUGCUACCUUCCUCUUUACCAAUAAAGGCUACUUGACAGUGAUAACCUAUUGGCAUUUGAAAAUGACCCUCCAGAGCACCACAAAGACAGGAAUUGGCUUGGCCAACUAAGGUGCCAACCUAUAAUCUUCAGCCCAGAGUACCCUUAGCUUCACUGUUCUUCCCCAUUCAUCAUGAGCGAUGUCAAUGUAUAAGGAGAAAAGCACCUUCCAAAGAUUGCCAUUCCUAUGAGAGAAAUGCAUCAUAGGGGGAACUAGCCUUUGAGUUCAGGCCUUGCUACUCAUUGGAGGGGUAUAGUUAUGCCAUAAGUGCAUGACAAAUUCCCUAUUAUUCUUUUCUUCAUAUGAUCUGCCUCCUUUCCAUCCUCAACAUGUUGGACUAGCAUGAACAUUAGGACAUUUAACUAGUUUUCAGUGGUUUGUUUCCCUCAGAAUCGAUUAGAAAGACACAUUCUUCAGAUAACAAUGAAAUUGGGAAAUGUUUGUGAUGGGAACCUCUGUUAACCAACUCAUUAACAAGUAUACUUUCAAAUAUAGUCUACUUAAACGAGAAGACUAGGGACAAGCAGAAGUAGUGAAAUGACAGACAAGAGCAUGAUGGAGUUAGUAAUGCUCUUGUGUCCCAUUGUGCUAGGCCCCAUGAUUCCGAGUUGAAUGAUAAGGCUUCCACUAAGCAGCAAUAUUUCAUCUGUGCAAAGGCAGAACACUCACUGUGGGGAGCACCAUGUAUCUCUGUCUAGCACUCCUCCUGGCAUGUACAUAGAACAGCAAUGAAGGACUCCGGAAGGAACAGAAUAGCGCCUUCCUCAUCAGCUUUAAUUUCUUGUAUGUUCAGUUAGUAGAAUGCACCUUUUCUGAUUUUGCAUUAGACCAAAUGGUGAAUUCAAUAUAACUUGAGUUGUACAGCAUCGAGCACAGGAGACUGGGGAUCACAUUACCUGAAGAACUCUGAUAGUAUGUUAAUGGCCGUAUUCAUUACUGGUAUAAAUGACUGUAAUUCCAUGAGAGAGUGAAUUGAGCUAUAAAGAGUCUUUUUAUAAAUGAAAAGUUAAUGGCUUCUCUA
Messenger RNA from Gopherus evgoodei (Goodes thornscrub tortoise), 3815 nucleotides. RefSeq names its product ectodysplasin A (gene EDA). Lineage: Eukaryota; Metazoa; Chordata; Testudines; Testudinidae. Gene Ontology annotation, molecular function: death receptor binding; tumor necrosis factor receptor binding; death receptor agonist activity. Gene Ontology annotation, cellular component: membrane. The record is from RefSeq and is a predicted model, not a curated record. Bases 162 to 1235 code for a protein of 357 amino acids. The transcript has 8 exons. Gene Ontology annotation, biological process: immune response; animal organ development.